CGUGUUUGAAGCGCCGGCGGAGCCCCGGAUGGUGCGUGUGAGGGUCCGCGAGCUAGUGGAACGCGCCGCGCGGCUUCUGACAGACUGACAGACUUCUUUGCCCUAAAGCCCCCUGGUUUUGCUGACUUAAAAGGAAAAGGAAGAGAGGAAUUUCCUAAUUCAAGGGCAGAGAACAGCAUUGGACUCGCUGGAAUAGUUUGCCUCCUUCAUAACCUGAUCAGAUGCUGCUGCAGCAGCUGGUCUAAAUUCUGACAUCCCAGUGAUGCACCAUGCCAAUUGUUGAUAAACUAAAGGAAGCUCUGAAACCUGGUCGAAAGGAUUCAACUGAUGAUGGUGAUCUGGGGAAGCUUCUGGCUUCUUCUGCCAAAAAGGUCCUCCUACAGAAGAUAGAGUUUGAGCCUGCGAGCAAGAGCUUCUCUUACCAGUUGGAGACCUUAAAGAGCAAAUAUGUGCUGCUGAACCCUAAAACGGAGGGUGCUAGUCGACACAAGAGUUGUGAUGAGGCACAGAUCAGGAGACAGGGCAGUGAUCAUGGGUUUGAAAGCUCUAGUGAUGGCAUUCCAGUCCCACAGAAAGUUCUCUUCCCUAUGGAUCGACUGUCUUUGAAGUGGGAGCGUAUUUACCGAGUUGGAGCAGGUCUCCAUAAUCUAGGCAACACUUGCUUCUUGAACUCCACCAUACAGUGUUUGACCUACACACCCCCUCUAGCCAACUACUUGCUCUCCAAGGAACACACUCGGAACUGUCAUCAAGGAGGUUUUUGUAUGCUAUGUGUUAUGCAGAAUCACAUGAUUCAGGCCUUUGCCAAUAGUGGCAAUGCUAUCAAGCCAGUCUCCUUUAUCCGAGACCUGAAAAAAAUUGCUCGGCACUUCCGUUUUGGAAACCAGGAGGAUGCACAUGAAUUUCUUCGGUACAUUAUUGAUGCCAUGCAGAAGGCCUGCUUGAAUGGCUAUACAAAAUUGGAUCGCCAGACACAGGCAACUACUUUGGUCCAUCAGAUUUUUGGAGGUUACCUCAGAUCUCGUGUUAAGUGUUCAGUAUGUAAGAGCGUCUCUGAUACCUACGACCCCUAUUUGGAUGUUGCAUUGGAGAUCAGGCAAGCUGCAAAUAUUGUACGUGCCCUGGAGCUGUUUGUAAAACCAGAUGUCUUGAGUGGAGAGAAUGCAUACAUGUGUGCUAAAUGCAAAAAAAAAGUGCCAGCCAGUAAGCGCUUUACAAUUCAUAGGACAUCCAAUGUCUUAACUCUCUCCUUGAAGCGGUUUGCAAACUUCAGUGGGGGUAAGAUCACCAAGGAUGUGGGAUAUCCAGAAUUUCUUAAUAUACGCCCAUAUAUGUCACAAAGUAAUGGUGACCCUGUCAUGUAUGGAUUAUAUGCUGUACUUGUCCAUUCAGGCUAUAGCUGCCAUGCUGGACAUUAUUACUGUUAUGUGAAGGCUAGUAAUGGGCAGUGGUACCAGAUGAAUGAUUCUUUGGUCCAUUCUAGUAAUAUCAAAGUGGUCCUGAACCAACAGGCCUAUGUUCUGUUCUAUCUCAGAAUUCCAGGCUCUAAGAAAAGUCCUGAGGGCCCCAUUGCAAAAACUAUCUCUGCCCUUCCUAACCGAGCAAACAAUGUAGUUCCUGAACACAUCAAGAAAAAUAUUAGUAAUGGUGUUGUUCCCUCACCACUAAUUGGAAAGAAACUGGACUUGGUAUCAGUGAAAAAACAGCAGACAGCAGAAGAAAAUGGUGUCCCAGUUUCCAGGAAUAACUUUGUGGUAGGCCCUAAAUCACAGAAUGGAAGUGUCCAACUAAAGCUGCCCCUGGGCUCCCUGUCCCCAAAACUUUCUGCAAAGCCUAUUCAUGGACCCCCCGUCAUACUGGAUAAACUGGGGAAAAAAGUAAAGAAGCCCCUCUCCCUGCAACACCUUUCUCCAUCACUAAAAGUAUCUCAGGGAUUAAAUGGCAUCAGCAGCUUAAGUAGCACUAAACUUGAGAGCCGUAGGCAAGGCUCAUGGGAGAACAAAAAUCCUACACUAGCUACCUCACCUAAGCUCCUGCCUGAAGUGACUGUCAAUGGACAUGGGCCAAAGGGUAAUGGUGAGUGUUCGGAUCCCAAGAGGAAGGAUUCCAUCAGUUCCAGCCCUGAGUAUUCUUCCAGUAGUGAGACAGCCAGGGGGCCCGAGACCCCGAAGAAUGGAGUUGGCUGUUUCUAUACUUCUCAGGAAACAGACUAUUCUGCUGGUGAGCGUACCAAAGAGACACCUGGUGGAGAGGAUUCUAAGAUGGUGAAGUUAAAGUCCCCUGUCCUGACCAAUACUGCCACUGAGCCUACAAGCAUCAUGUCCCCCCCACCAGCCAAAAAACUGGCCCUUUCUUCCAAGAAGGCCAGCACCCUACAGAGGGCGAACGGCAAUGACCUCCAUUCACCUCCCCAUUCAUCAUUCGUUGACCACACCUACCCCACGAAAAUCACCCACCCUGUCUCCACCUCUUCUUGGCCUGUCAGUAAAAUCAGGACUGUUUCACCUCCCAAAUCAUCAAAUCCUUUGAAGUCUGCCUUCAACUCCUACUCAGUCAAAGCUUCACCACUCCCCUCCAGCUUCAGGCCUUCAGGGACGACUGAACCACAUAGCUGCUCUGUUGCCUCCAAUCCCCUGCCUCAGGUAAAUGGGGACGUCAUAUCCCCUUCUCACCAUCAGCAGGGGGCCAGCAAUGCCCCUCAAAGCUUCUCCAAAAAAAGAAGAAAAAAGCAUAAAGGAGAAGACAGGUCAUACAGAAGUCCAGAAGAAGAAAUCUCACAGGAAAAUGGAGAGGCAGCUGACCUUUCUCAUGUAAAGAAAAAGAAGAAGAGGAAGCAUACAGAAGAAGGACAUACAUCCUGGACAGAAGUUGCUGCAUCUCUUACUCAAGAGGAACAAACACAGAGCCCGAGUUGGAAUAGAAGGAUAGGAGGGAAGCAUGGGUUAGAUGUGACUGUUGAUGGGCUGGAGGAAGAAAGCAAAAACCAAGAGAUGAAUGGCAGUCACAUAGGAGAUGUGACUGAUGCCCACUACCUUAGCAAAAAGAAAAAGGAAAAAAAAAGAAAGAGAGUGGAGGAAUGUAAUGAGGAACAUUGUCACAAUCAAAAAUCAUCUUUGGACAGCAGCUGCUCUAUUUGUGACAAGGAUGAGCCAGAAUCCAUUACAGAGUCCCCAAGGAAAAAGAAAAAAAAGAAAAGAAAGCAAAAUUCAGAACAGGAAGUAGAAGAGAACGAGCACCAAAAACAUCCGAGAAAGGACUGCCAAAAUGACCACAAGGUCAUCCCUAAGGAAAACACUGGUUGCAAGGACAGCAGUCAGUCUCAAGCUGUGAAUGGCCAGCAUCCUGGAAAUAUUGCUCCCUAUUUGUUUUUGGAGAAGAAACAGGCUCCUCUUCAGCUUUGGAAUAAAGAGAGAGAAUCUGAUGUAGUCCAGGAAUUGCUCAAGUAUUCAUCUGAUAAAGCUUAUGGGAAAAAAGUUUUGACAUGGGAUGGUGAAGUGUCAGCCAUCAGUCAGGAUGCCAUUCAUUAUAGUAGACUGGCCCAGAAUGAAACAGUGAUUGAUGACUGGGACAAAGAAUUUGACUCUGGGAAGGAAAAGAAAACAAAGAAGUUCAAGAGAGAGAAGAGGAGAAAUUUCAAUGCCUUCCAGAAACUUCAAAGUAGGCGGAACUUUUGGUCUGUGACCCAUCCAGCUAAGGUUACAAGCCUUAGCUACCGCCGCUGAACCCUGCUGCUACUAAGAAAGCUUCCAGGAAAAAAAAGUAUCACUCUGUGAGCUGUAGCUGCCUGUCUAUUGGAUCUAAAGAACAGAUGUUGUGGACCUUAAAUAACCCUGCUACUCAAGGGUAUUUACACUGUGAAUCUACCUUGGCAGGAGAAGUCUCCCUCCACUACUGUUACAGAUCAUCCUGAAAUAGAGUCUUAUGGACCAUUAUUUUACAAAAAGGAAAGAUUUUAAGGCAGAGUCUGAUAGUACUGCAGAGAUGGCAGUUUAGUGGGCUCAGGGAGUGGACUGAAUGAAUCUAAUUUACUAAGUGAAUGUAAGACAGAUUCUUCCACAGCAGAUACAUCCAGCCAAAGGAAAUCUAGGUGCUGGUGUGUAUAAAAAAUGCAAGAUGAAGGGACAGAUUAGGUAAUGUGAUGAAAACUAGUACCUCCUUCUGUUGUAUCCUAAAGGAAACUUAGAGUCAGGAACUUAAAGGAAGACACAUCUGAAAUUUAGUAACCUUCCUGGUGAAAAGUCAUCUGCACUACAGCUGCUGGCAUUUUCUAUGCUUCUGUUCACUAUCUUUAUUUUUGGGUGUGGAGCUGGCAUUUCUCUGAACCUGAGUCAUUUGUCUGUGCCUCUCCUGCCUGUAUUUGCUUUGUUAAUCAGGAAUACUACAGCAUUUCUCCUUUGGAAUGGAGGCUUUAGUUAAUAUUUCUCCUUUUCCUCAAAAAUUGCUGCUAUUGAUAUCUUAAUAGAGUAAAAAGCUGAUUUUCUGCAGUCUGAGCUUGCAAUGAGCUGGAAUUGUCUGUCUUUUGCUUCUAAGUAUGCUGUUUUUCUUGCUCCAGUGUGACUGUGAUGUAGUUUACCUUACAGCUGCAAUGACCCAUGGAGGUGGUGGUUUGGGAGGGUGAAACUCUUCUGUUUUACCUUGAUAUUCAGUAUAAGAAAAUGUAUUACCAGGCCAGUGGUAAUAUAUGUUCCCUUUGCCCUUCUUCUAUAGCGCAUACCCAUUUUGAUACUGUUCAUAGAAAUCCUUGGUUUAGAUAAUACCCAAUAUUAUUUACUGUGCCUUCAACAUUAGCAAUUUGAGAAGUAUGGAAAACUCAGUUUGUUAUUUUAAGAAAAUAUCACUUCCACUAUAGGUAGGAAGACAAAUGGUGAUAGAAAUUUCACAUUUGGUAUCCAAUAGAGAAUCUAUAUGUGACUUAGAUUCAUUCCAACAAGUGAUUAUUUUGCACAGGACCUACUGUUACUUAUGUUUGUGCUGCUUUCUUUGUAAUUUAACUUUGCCUUAUUAUCUGCCAUCACCUUAGUUGGGGUUUUAAUGUUGACAAUGUAGACAGCCUGCUUUGGGAGAAAUAUCAGCAUUGUCUAGACCUUUAUUUUUAAAUGGGCUCAUUCAUUCAACAAUCAUUUAUUAAGCAGCUACUAUUUGCAGAGUACUAUUUUGAGAAUAAUAAUACAUGUGGUCUGUCCCCAUUAGUUACUUCAAAUCUUGCAAAAACAGAAUUGUAGGGUUUGCUAAUGCUAAUUAGGGGAUUUUUUUGCUCUCCUCUCAGAGUACAGAUUUCUGAAUGUUGAUUUACUAGAAUAUACAAUUCUUAUGAAAAGAAGAUGCAGUCAUCAGUGUUCCUGUGGCUUAAUUAUCUAUUGCCAAGAUGGAGGAGAAGCAGCUGCUUUUUUUUAGUAAUCACUUCUUCCUUAUGUUGAAAUUUACUCCUCUAUACAAUAUCUCCCAAGCCAUUUCUCUGUAAUGCCCUAUAGUUGAAAAAGAAAAUUUCAGUCUUCUACUCGCAUAUCCUUUUUUUUUCCUCCUCUAAUCAACCCAUUCCCUAAUUCCUAAACCCCUCAUAUAUAUAUAUAUAUAUAUAUCCCUUCCAUACUACAAUUAUGACAUCCUUUCCCCAUACAGUCUUUGAAAAAAAAAAUAUAUAUAUAUAACUUUCCAAAGCAUUUUAUCAUUGUCCAAACAUAGAAUAGCCAUUUCCUUUUAUAAAAGAUGAUUAACCAAAUUGGGAGAGGAAUGGGAUAGUAAUAAUUUCAUACACACUCUAGGGUGACAUGUAGAUAUAUACAUAUAUAUAUAUAUAUAUAUAUAUAUAUAUAUACAAAAAUACAUAUAAAUAUACAUAAAAACAUAGAUAAAUAUAUAUAAAGCUUUUUAUAAUAGCAGUCAUUCAAUUGACUUAGAAUAUGAAUUUUAUUUAACUUUUCAUUUAGGAGGUGAGUUGGGGUAGAUAGAGUAUGAUCUGUACUAUAAACACUCUGCCCCUUUGAGUGAUAAGAUAUAAUAUCACUCACAAAUGAACUACCAUUGAUUAUCUUGUUUUAUUAACCUGGACUUUGUUUUGACAAUUUUUAAAGUCUCAUGUUUAAUGGUUGUAUAAUUGCUCUAAUGUAUGUGUGUAUGAAUAGAUAUGUCAUCCCCAUGUAUUUUUGCACCUUCUGCUGAAGGGUGCUCAGUAGCCUCAGAUAUUGCCAAGAUCAUGGUGCAAUAAAAAAUGAAUUUUUGUGA
Molecule: messenger RNA, 6222 nt
Organism: Dromiciops gliroides (monito del monte)
Lineage: Eukaryota; Metazoa; Chordata; Mammalia; Microbiotheria; Microbiotheriidae
Gene: USP36
Product: ubiquitin specific peptidase 36
Exons: 21
Coding region: 270-3722 (1150 amino acids)
Biological process (GO): protein deubiquitination; regulation of apoptotic process
Cellular component (GO): nucleus; cytosol
Molecular function (GO): cysteine-type deubiquitinase activity; cysteine-type endopeptidase activity
Source: RefSeq, a predicted model, not a curated record